AUGAAUAUUUUAAAAAGCCUAUUUUUUUUGCAUUUGAUAACAAGGUGCUAAUUAGAAACCAUUAUAUAUGCACAAACCACCACUCCAGGUAUAUUUUAGAAAUAACAUUUAGAUUGGUAUUUUUUCAGCUACCAUUGUAUAGACUCAUUUUGCGAUUCUAAUAGAAUUUUUGGAGGUUAUAACUGUGUUCACUAUCAUUCAUUCAUAUUAAAAACAUUUAUGCUCCAACCACAUUAUAAACUAAGAAUAAAAUUUAGAUUCUGGAGGUUCAUUAUUAUGAUAUAUUUAUAGAAUUGACUAGUGGAAUGGAGAUCGAUUUGUAGUUUAUGUAGAUAAUAUUGAAAAGCAUAAUUAAAUAUAUUAUAGCUCCUCAAGUUCAUUUAAUCUUUGCGGAGACUCAAAUAUUAAUGACGAUACUUUUCUACUGGAUUUAAAUACUUAUCAUUAAAGCCCAACUGCCACAAUAUUAAUAUGGGGUGAAGAAUGGUGGGGAAUUUCAGAAUUUUAAUUAUUCAUAGAAAAAUGUCCUGAUGGUUGUGAUUCUUGUGAUUAGAAUGGAUGCUUUAAUUAAAUAUUAUAUGUUUAAUUUUUUAUCACUAAAUCCUUCACCUAAGUUGAUUUUAAUGAAGGAUGGCUAUCUAGUGAUUAUUAUUUGUAUAAUUAUUUUUUUAAUAGUGCAGGUAUUUUAACAAUUUAUACUAGAUUACACAAAUCAUUAAUUUGUAUCAUUGUCUUCAACUAAAACAAUAGAUCUAGCGACUCAUAAUGCAGUUAGUGUAUCCCUGAAAAUAAUAACAAUAAAUAUAUAUCACAAAUUUAGCAUAUUAAUUGAUGAUUAGUUAGUAGUUGUUUCAAAUCUUAAUCAGUAAGUACUAUAUUAUAGUAAUUCUGACUAUUAGUAUUUAAUCAUAAGUUAGAUUUAUAUCUAUUAAUUUCCGCAUAAACAUAAUUCAAUUGCUUUAAAAAUUUAAUUGAAAGAUUAGUCUUAUUAUAAUUCAGGUUAUUCUAGAUAUUUUGGAAUUAGAGAUUUUUAAUUAUUUAUAAGACCAAUUUUAAAUGACGAUUAUUGCUAUGAUUAUAAUAUCUAUCCUUUUGAUGGAUGUUUUGCUGAGAUAUAUGAAUGUGUUGAAGGUUGUGCAAAUUGUGUAAGAGGUGCAUGUUUUGAAUGUUAAGAAGGAUGGCAGUAUUAUGAAUAAACUAAGAAUUGUUUACCAAUAUGCGGAGAUUCUAUCAUUACUUAUUUUGAAGAAUGUGAUGACGGUAACACAUAUCCAUAUGAUGGGUGUUAUUAAUGUAAACACUCCUGUUAGUAAGAUUGUAUAUUGUGUUAAUUUGGUAAUUGCUUGAAAUGGAAAACUUCAUACUAAGAUCUUGAGAAUAGUACUUAAAGUAAGAAUUUGAAAUUCAACCUACCAAUUACAUAGACCGAUCUAAAUCACAUUUAGUGUUAAAAUUUGUAUGAUUCAUUAGAAUGCCAUGAGUAUGUAAAUGAGUUGGAGUUAUUAUUUUUAAGUUGUGAUUCCUAAUAUAAGAUGAAUGAAAAGAAAAAAUUAGUUAGUUAAAAGAAAUGUGGAGAUUUGAUUACCACAUGUGAUGAGGAGUGUGAUGAUGGUAAUAAAGUAGAGCAUGAUGGUUGUCACCUGUGUAAAUAUUCAUGUCCAUUGAAUUGCAGCGAAUGUUAAUUUGGAAAAUGCAAAUAAUGUUUACCAAAGUACGAACUAAUAUAUGGAUAAUGUAAAUAUAUUUGUGAUGGUUCUGAGAGUUAGGAAGAUUAAGAAUAUAUAAGUUGUUAUAAUAGAAUAACUAAUUUGAUUGAGAAUGGUCAUUACUAACAUAAUCUCUUUAAUAAUUAAAAUUCUAAAUAUCAAUUGACAAAUACUCUAACAUGCAGCAUAUAAGAUUUUGGAAUAUUUGGAUAUUUUUAUAAUUAAUGCAGAAUAGCGGCUAUAAAUAAUUGCAAGGAAAGUCUUUAUGAUAAAUGUCUAUAAUGUAAUGAAAAUUAUGUAUUGGAAUUUAAUUAAUUAUCAUGCAUUCCUUUAUGUAAUGAUGGACUUUUAAUAGAAAAAGAAGUAUGUGAUGACUAGAACAAUAUCUAAUUUGAUGGAUGCUACAAAUGCUAAGAAAGUUGCUUGUUGGAAUGCGUAAAUUGUGUUGAAAACAAAUGUUAUUAGUGUCUUAAUGGUUGGCAGCUUAUAGAUUAUGGCUGCUAUUAAUAUUGUGGAGAUGGUUAAGUUGCUCAAUCUUCUAUGGAACAAUGUGAUGAUGGAAAUUAUGAUUAAGGAGAUGGAUGUUAUUAAUGUAAAUUUGAGUGUGUACCUUAUUGCAGAUCCUGUGCUGAUAGGGAUACUUGUCUGGUUUGUGAAAAAUACUUUGAAUUAUCUAACAAUUCUUGUAGACCAAUAUGUGGAGAUGAUAAUAUUGUAGAUGGAUUAGAGGAAUGUGAAGAUGGAAACAAUAUUCCUUAUGAUGGUUGCUUUAAUUGUAUUUUUUAGUGUGAAAAAGAAUGCGAAAUUUGUGGUUAAGGAACCUGUGUAUAGUGCAUAGAUGGGUACAUAAUUGCAAAGAAUUAUUGCGAAGUUAAUAAUUAAACAUUCAUCGAUGAUGAUAAGGAUGAAGAUGAAUAAACUUAAUGUGCUAAUGCAAUGUAUACUAAUAAUGAAGAAUGUGAUGAUGGGAAUAAAAUUGAUGGCGAUGGUUGUUCUAGCUUAUGUCAGAUUGAAAUUAAUUGGUUUUGUAAUAACUAACUCAAUUAGAUUAGCAUUUGUACUCCUAAUACUAUUAUAAAAUUGUAAUACCUUAAUCAAACUUAAUAAAAUUAAUACAUUUAAUUAUCCUUUACAAAUAAAGUUAAAUUAAAUGAAACUAUUUUAAAUUUUACUGAUUAAAUUAGACCAUCUAUUCCCUCAAUUGAACAAAGCAUAUAUAAUAUUACUAUAAUUCCUGUAGUUGAGAUUGAUUAGACUAUUCUACUUGAUGUUAUCUAUGAAUUUUAAAUUGAAUUUUUGGAAUCCUUUGCAACAACAAAUAUUUUCUUAACUGUAGAAGUUUAUGCUAAUUUAGAAGACCAAAACCAAAUGAAGGUCAAUACAUCACUCUAAAUUAUCAAUUUAUAAUUGCCAAAAGUCUUGAACAAAAAUUAAUUGUAAACUGCCAGUAAUUUUUAAGCCCUAGGAAAUUGGAUGAUGAUUGGAUUAGCUAGUAGUAGUCUCUUUUUGUUCUUAUUUGGAAACCCUAGUUAAUGUAUGGAAAUUUUAGAUACUUUAUAAUUUUAAUCAUAUCUGAAAUUCUUAAAUGUCGAAUUUCCAUAAAAUCUAUAAAUAUAUUUUGAGUCUUCAGAAUUUGUAACUAUUAAUCCUGUAUUGGUGAAGUUAUAAGUGGAUGAUUUUUUAUAGUAAUUAAUUGGAUAUGAAUAUUUAGAAAGUAUUGGUAAGCUUUUUGAAUAUCAAUUAAACGCAGAUUUUUUAGUCAAUAUUUAUGGAUAGAUUAUUUAAAUACUUUUCCUAAGUGGAUUGUAUAUUGUUAUCAAAUACUAUAAAAAAAUUAUCUAUUCAUAUUGUUUUGGCUCCAAAUAUAUCUACUAUAUUAGACUCCUUAAUAAUAAAAUAAUUCAAUAUAUCGGUAUUAAAUUUUAUUACCUGAAUAAGACUAUUUGUAAAAUAGAUGAGAUAUUUAAUGAGUAAGGUUUAAUUCAAUUAUUCCAUGCUAAUAGUUGGGAUCUAUUAUUUAAAAUUUUGAUGUAUUUAACUGCUAGUUAUUAGCUAAGAUUCAGAGGAAUAGUUUCAACUAUUAUUUCAAUUUCAUACCUUUUAUCAGUAGUAGUAAUUAUAAGCAAAAAUUUCAGAAGAUAUAAUCAUUAAAUUAUAUUAAAAAAUGAAAGAAUCAAAUAACAUGAUGACAUUAUUUUGUUGAAAAAACUCUUUUUUUUAGUAGUACUAAUUGCUAUGCAAAGCUACCCUCUCAUGCAAUGUAUACUAUUAACCUGCGUAUUAUUUUGGUAUCUUGGAUCAAUAAUUAGUACUGAUUUCACAGCAAAUAAGCUUGAUUUAUUGAUCAUAAUUUGGAUGGAAGGACCAGUAAUGUUCUUUACAUUAUCAUGUUUGAUUUAUUGUUCUGACUUUUAAAAGUAUUUUUCAACUGAUCAAUAAAUAAAUGCUGGAUUUAUAUAAAUUAGUUUUUUGAUAUUAGCUUUAUUUUCUCCCUUGGUGAGGUGUGGGUAUUAAUUUUAUCUUAAAGCUAAAACAUUUUAUUUGAAACAAAAGAAGAAGAGAGUCCCAGAGAUAAUGAAUGUUAGAGAGAUAUUUGUGAUAGCUGAAAGGAAUGAGUGAUUAUGAGAAGAUAUCAUUAAAGAAUUAAAAUAGAAUUCAAAUUUUUGUUUUUCUAAUCAUUCAUAAUUAUAAUCCUAUAUUUCAUAUAUUAGUUUCUUUACAAUUUAAAUGGUUUAAGAAAUUUCAGAUGCAUUAGUGAAAUUUACAUACAAAAGGAAAUUGAAAUUUUCGUCAAUAAUCAGUAUUUUAUUUUGAUAUAAUAGGCUAAUUAACUGUUUUUCAUCAUAGCAAAAUGAACUCAUAUUCUUUUAUUGCAUCUACCAAAUAUUAACUCAAGUGAAUAUGAAUUUUGUAUUUCAAAUAAUUGAUUAAUUAAAUUAUCUCAUGUUUCGAUUAGGUUUUGUAAUUUAACUUUAGAUAAUGACAGUAUUUACAAGGAUAUAACAAUUAUAUUUGUUAGAAGAUGAAUAUGUUUUUUUACAAAGGCAAGCACUUAUAAUUCCAACGAAUGACACUGAAAUUGUUGAAAAUGAAUUUUCAAACAGUUAACAAUUAUUAAGUAAUGCCAAAACCCUAUCAAAAAUAUUAUCAAGUUUAGAUAGGAAUUUACCAAUACCAUAAGAUUUUGUUAAGGUUUUUACAUCAUUAUAAUAUGAUAACUCUGCUAUUGAUAUAUGUUUUUCGAAACUUGGUUCGAUCUAUUGUAAAUAUAGAAUAAUGAAUUAACUCAUAGAUGAAGAACUUUUAAUUUUUGAAUCUUAUCAAUAUACUCUUUUAACUCAAAAUAACAUGUGCGAAUAAUUAAAUAAUAUUUAGAUUAAUAAAUUUAUUGUAUAAUGUAAAACUUCGCAAGCAUUGAUGAUUUCAAUGAUUAAUGAUUAAAGUGAAAUCUUAGAUUCAUUACUUAUCUAACCUAUCUACAAUUAAACAUAGCAUUCCAUUUUUAAAGACAAAUAUCUCAUAAUCUAUGAAACAUUAGAUUCAUUAUGUGCUUUAUUUGUGAUUACAUGGUCUACUGAUUAGAGCUAUCUCUAAUUAUAAUAAUUAGUUUUGAAUGGUUAGGAUUAUAUGGAUUCCAAGAUAAUUAGCAAGAUAAAUAAUGUCUAAUUUUAUCAAAGCAAUAAUUUAAUAAUUUAUUAUUCAUACAUGAUCUUGCAGAUAAACCUCAUGGAUUAUACUAUUACAACUUAAUUUAUUUUAAAAAAUCAUGCUGUUUAAUACUUUUAAAUAGUAGAAUCCUCCGAAUUGAAUUCAGAAAUGAAAAUUUAUUUACAUGAUAGCAUGGAGAAGACAUUCGAAAUAAACUAUAAAGAGUUACGAAUCAAUUCGUAACUUUCAAAAAUAGAGUAAGUGAGAUCUAUCAACGAAAACAUAAUAAUACAAUUUUCAUCAUAGUUAUAUAUUGUAAAUAAUGAAUUAGUUUAUGAUAUUUUACAAUUAGGAUCAAGUUAAGUUGUCUAUUUUAAUAAUUUGCCAUUUAUUUUGUUGUCUUAAAAAUAAGGGCAGCUUUAAUUUAUUAAAAUUAAUAGUUUACCAUUCUAUUUGAAAUAUUAGCAAUCGACCUACUUAAUGGUAUUUUUUUGCAUUGAUAUGAUUAUUCACGAAUAGGCAACUAUAUACAAAGUUAACUUAUUACCAAAAAAUGCUUCAAUUCUAUUAGAUCAAAAUUCAACUAACUUUACGAUUUUAGAUUCUAUUCAUUCCUAAGCUAUUUAUAAUUAUAAAAAUAAAGUUAUUGGAUAUCCAAGUUAAGUAACUCAUUUUGUUGACAAGAAUAGUGUUAUGUCAGACAUUUAACAUUCAGAAUUGAUAUCUUCUAAAAUCACUAAAAAUACAGUUAUUUUAAUUUAGAAAUAUAGUAAAUCCAUCGUUAAAAUAAUCUUUAACAUAAAUCAGACCUUUACAAUUUCCGAUGAAACCAAUGAUAUCUAUUUAAAACAUUAAUAUAGAUUUAAUCUUGAUUUAUCCUAAAUUUUCAUUAGUACAUUGUAGAGCGCAUUUAUAGUGUAUGAAAAAUAAACUCUAUACUGUUAUUCAUAUAUUGAUACCAAAUUUAAAGCCUUUGAGAUUAAUUUAUAAAAGAAAAUUAAUUAUUUAGUGCAACAAAUGGAUUUAUUAUAUAUCUAUUUUGAGAACUGUAUGACUAUGAUCGUUGAAUUCGUAAGUUUUAGUUUUAAUGAAAAUUAUUAAACGUAAUAUUUAAAUUGUACAACAUUUUCUUAAGAAAAUGCUUUAAUUGUUAAAAUUUAACCAUCAUAAAUUGAUUUUUAUAGAAAGAAUACUUAUACUUAAAGUAUAAGAGCGCAUAAAAUUAUUAGAUUGCAAUUAUUUAUAUAUAAUAAAAAACUUAUCAUUUUUGAAUUAGUUGAUAAUACUCUUUUAAUGAAACAAUAUCAAGAAUAAAAUAAUUACUAUUAGUAUUUAUAUACAUUUCCAACCUAUUCAUAUAUCAUAGAUUAACCAUUAAAAUAUCAAAUAUUUUAUACAAUGAUUGCAAUCUUUGCUCAUAAUGAAUAGAAAGAAUAAUUUAUUUUAGUAUAUGAUUUGUCGAAAAAAGCCUUAAACUCAAUGAUUUCAAUUAUCUAAGUAGACGAAAAAUGCCACAUUUCCAACUUUAUUUCAACUGAAAAAUUUCUUUAUGUAUAUAAAAAUGAAUUAAGAAUCUAUUUUUUAGGCAUAAUUAAAAUACUAUUCAAACCUAAUUUGUUUAAAUAAAAUUUGAAUUCUUAUUUUUACACCACUGAAAUUAUCCUCACAUUUGAGAGCAAGUAUGAGGGGAAUAAUAAUUCAAUUGCUUUAAAUUUAGUCUUCUUAAACUGUAAUUAAAGGUUAUAACAUUUAAUGAAUAAUUCACUGAACUACUUAAUCUAUAAUUCAACCAAAAUACUGCCAUUAAAUGAUGUAUUUGGAAAAAUAAUUUCUGCCACAUAUCUUAAUGGAAGUACAUAUUCUAAUUUAACCUCUCUCACCCUUAAAGAGGUAUAAAUAUGCUCACUUUUCACAUAGAAAACUUGUAUUUUAUAGAAUAACAGAAUUAUUCUAAAUUCUUUUGA
Molecule: messenger RNA, 7318 nt
Organism: Paramecium octaurelia
Lineage: Eukaryota; Ciliophora; Oligohymenophorea; Peniculida; Parameciidae
Source: the annotation of a GenBank genome assembly